AGCAAACCAUAGCUAAAGCCUGUAAUCGCCCCGGUCUACUAUCGUAGAGUCUCCCCAUCGACUCUGUCCACCACGACGAGCCUUCGGACGCUGUCGUGCUCCGCACAUUCCUUUGCAUCCUUUGUCCGGUCGAGUCGACACUCCAUUUUUGCCGGAUCUGCGUAUCGACUCGAUCAUUCUAGAUUGAGGAGCACCAUGGCAGCUCAAGUACAGCACGACGCCCCAGCUGGGUCCGUCGUCAUCAUGGAGAAGACUGGCAAGCGAGACUAUCUUAUAGACAUUGCCAAGGAGGCGCAAGCUUCCUGGCAAUCCCAACAUGUCUUUGAGACUGAUCCCGCUCCUCUGCCCGAGGGCAUCAGUUCCUACGCCGAGUUCUUCGCCAAGGGCAAAUCCAUGGAAGAAGUUCACGAGCAGCAUCCGAAAUGGUUCGGAACAUUUCCUUAUGCCUAUAUGAAUGGUCAACUGCACAUGGGUCACGCUUUCACCAUUUCAAAGAUUGAGUUUGCCGCUGGGUUUGAGAGGAUGAGGGGUAAGAGAGUGCUGUUCCCUCUGGGAUACCACGUCACCGGAAUGCCCAUCAAGGCUGCGGCUGAUAAACUCAUUCGAGAGAUGGAGAUGUUUGGCGAAGACUUCAGCGGGUACAAGCCUGAAGAGGACCCCGCUGCCGACAAACCCGCUUCCUCAUCGAAACCCGCCGAAAGCAGCGACCCCUCAAAAGGCAAAAAGGGCAAACUCACCGCCAAAUCGACAGGUCUGACCUACCAAUUUCAAAUCCUCGAGCUCUCCGGUGUGAAGCGCGAGGAGAUCCCCAAGUUCGCCGACACGCAAUAUUGGCUCAAAUACUUUCCUCCCAUUGCGAAGGAUGAUCUGAGUGUCCUUGGAGCGAGGAUCGACUGGAGGAGACAAUUCCUGACGACCGACGCGAACCCCUACUAUGACUCGUUUGUGAGGUGGCAGAUGAACCGACUGCACGACCAAGGCAAGAUCAAGUUUGGACUGAGGUACACUAUCUACUCACCAAAAGAUUGUCAACCAUGCAUGGAUCACGACCGUUCGAGCGGAGAGGCUGUCAAUCCGCAGGAGUACACUGCUGUGAAGAUGGAGGUGCUGGAGUGGGGUCCCAAAGCCAAGAGCGAAAUGCUGCAGGCUAUUGGCGGAAAAAAAGUUUGGCUGGUGGCUGCAACCCUGAGACCAGAGACAAUGUACGGGCAGACAAAUUGUUUUGUUGGACCCACGCUCGAUUAUGGCCUCUACGAGGCCGGAUCUGACCUCUUCCUCAUCACUGACCGUGCUGCACGAAAUAUGGCUUUCCAGGGAACUUUCGGAGGAGAACGCGGAGAAUACAAAAAAGUAGUCGACGUCAAGGGAGAAGAGGUCAUUGGAACCAAGGUUCGCCCGCCGUUCGGCCUCGUUGAGGAGGUUUAUGUUUUGCCAAUGGAGGGUGUCCUUGCGACCAAGGGAACUGGUGUCGUCACCUCUGUGCCUUCCGACUCGCCCGACGACUACAGGACGCUCAUGGAUCUGCGCAAAAAGGCUGAUAUGUACAAAAUCAAGCCUGAAUGGGCCGCGGUGGACCCGAUACCUGUUCUGUCCACGCCGAAAUACGGUGACAUGGCCGCCGAAGUCCUCUGCAAAGAGCUCAAGAUCCAGAGUCAGCGUGAUACCAAACUUCUAGCAGAUGCCAAAGAGCUCGCAUAUAAGGAGGGAUUCUACAAUGGUGUCAUGACCGUUGGAGACUUCAAGGGCGAGUCGGUGCAAGAUGCUAAACCGAAGGUUCGACAGCAAAUGAUUGAUGCUGGUGUGGCCGUGCCAUAUGCCGAGCCUGAGAGUGAAGUCAUCUCCAGAAGUAGCGAUGUCUGUGUGGUCGCUCUGAUUGAUCAGUGGUAUCUGGAUUAUGGGGAGGAGAAGUGGCGGGCACAGGCGUCCAAGGCUCUCGCUCAGAUGAACACGUAUUCUGCCGAGACGAGAAAUGGAUUCGAAGGUGUUCUCAACUGGCUGAAUCAGUGGGCAUGCGCUCGAUCCUUUGGUCUUGGAACGAGACUGCCAUGGGACCCGCAAUUCCUCGUCGAAUCUCUGUCCGACUCUACCAUCUACAUGGCGUUCUAUACCGUCGCGGAUCUGCUGCAAAAGGACAUGUGGGGUCGCGAGCCUGGGCCUCUGGGUGUCACGGCGGAGCAAAUGACGGACGAGAUGUGGGACUAUGUCUUUGGAUCCGCGCCUUUCCCCUCGGGAUCCAACGUGCCGGAGGAGAAGGCGGCUCAGCUCAAGUAUCACUUCAACUACUUUUACCCUCUGGAUGUGCGAUCGUCCGCCAAGGAUCUCAUUCCGAACCACCUGACAUUCUGGAUUUACAAUCAUACUGCCCUAUUCCCGGAGAAGCACUGGCCCAGAGCCGUGCGAUCCAACGGUCAUCUCAUGCUGAACGGGAAGAAAAUGUCAAAGAGUACUGGAAACUUCAUGACCAUGCGGGAGGCUAUCGAGAAAUACGGUGCGGAUGCGACUCGGCUCAGUCUUGCCGAUGCGGGUGACGAAAUCACGGACGCCAACUUUGAGGAGACUGUUGCUAAUGCCGCCAUCCUCCGUCUGCACACAGCGGCCACCUGGGCAGAGGAAAUGAAAGAAGCCUCUGUAUCGCUGAGGACAGGCGAAUACAAUCAGUUUGACCGCGAUUUCGAGGUCGAAAUGAACGAUCUGGUCGGUCAGACUUACCAAUCGUUUGACCGGAUGGAAUACAAGGCUGCGCUCAAGACGGGUCUGUAUGACCUCGAGAUAGCCCGAAACUGGUACCGAGGUGUCUGCAACCCGGAGAACGGAGGGCCAGGGAUGCACAAAGACCUCGUUUUUGAAUUCAUCCGCAACGCAGCUCUAAUGAUUGCGCCGUUCACACCUCAUUAUUCAGAACACAUUUGGCACAAUGUGCUCAGCGAGACAUCUUCUAUACAGACCGCGCAAUUCCCCAAAUGGACCCCUGUUGAUCCCAAAUCCGUGGCCCAGCUCGACUACAUGCGAAGUAUCGUUGAUAACAUGCGAAGUGCCGAGGCGACGCUGCUCAAGCGAAACAAGAAGGGAUCUCCCAUGCUUUACGACCCCAACAAGCCAAAGGCUGUCAGGUUUUACGUCGCAUCCGAGUUUCCCGAGUGGCAGACGCAAUGCGUUGAGAUUCUCAGGAGGGCCUGGAACGGCAAGGAGUUUGACGAUGUCAAAAUUCGAGAAGAGCUGGCCAAGGUCGGUCUUGCGCAGGAUAAGAAGGACAAGAAGACGAUGCCAUUUGUGCAGGCGUUCAAGCGAAAAGUCGCGCAAUCGGGUGAAUCGGCAUUCGACCGAAAUCUGCCAUUCUCAGAAUACGAUGUCAUUGUCCUGCUCAAGCCGUACAUCCAGGGCAACCUCAAGCUCGCGGAGCUCGAUGUCAUCUCGACAAAGGACGCUCUGGCACGCGUGGAGAAGGAGGGAGAGUCGGAAUCGCUAUCACGAGAGCGGAUAGAGAGCGCAGAGCCCGGCACGCCCGGCAUGCAGUUCUGGAACGUGUAGAUGAUCGUCAUUAUCAUUCAUGAAUA
Molecule: messenger RNA, 3554 nt
Organism: Kockovaella imperatae
Lineage: Eukaryota; Fungi; Basidiomycota; Tremellomycetes; Tremellales; Cuniculitremaceae
Product: leucine-tRNA ligase
Exons: 11
Coding region: 196-3528 (1110 amino acids)
Biological process (GO): leucyl-tRNA aminoacylation
Molecular function (GO): leucine-tRNA ligase activity; aminoacyl-tRNA deacylase activity; ATP binding
Source: RefSeq, a predicted model, not a curated record